Messenger RNA from Porites lobata, 4106 nucleotides. The record is from the annotation of a GenBank genome assembly. Lineage: Eukaryota; Metazoa; Cnidaria; Anthozoa; Scleractinia; Poritidae.
CCUGGAACUGGCAAUAUGGCGGAUCACAGAAAGCAGGAUUUAAUACUUGUCGCCGCAUUUCAGAACUAUUUCGUAUAUUCCAGCCGAUUUUGUUCUUAGAACAAUGGAAUUAAGACAAAGUGAUAGUUGCGAUAUCUCGCAAUUACAUUACAAAGCAAAGCGCUGUUUGGUUCUCCGUAAUUUUGAGGAUGCACUGCAGAUUUGUUUUGAGGUGCUUGACUUGCAAAAGAUUGAUCACAGAUCAGCUCCUUCCACCAACUCUGUCAGGUGAAAAUCCUGCUUAAGAAGCGGAAAUAUUUAACUUGCAACUCUUAAUAUGACUUCUUUGGCUGUCAAGAUAUUUGACAGUCAGUGUUAUUGUUAACAAGAACAGUUCCUAAUGCAAUUUCUGUGCAUGUAAAUAAACAUGAACAAACAAACAGAAAACGGGAUUACACCAGCAAACACGAAAAAAGAAAGUAUUUAGCAAUGUGAAGGGUUUUGUAUUUACUCAAAUUUGUCCCACAUGGGCAUGUUAACACCUAAUCAGAAAGCACCAAAUCAAAUGAGGUGAUGAUGGGAUAGCCUGUUCCAGGCUUUCAGAUAGUGAAGAGUGGCAUGAGGUUAAUGGUGUGAAUGUUUAGGCUAGCAUGCAAUACUCCAGGGAUGAUUCUAGCAAGCUUUUAUGGCUGGAAUUUCCCAAAAUUGUUUGAGAUCUAGCCAGAGUGAGAGAAAACUUAAAUUGUUAAUAUAACUGUUGAAAAUUAAGCAGCUCAGCACUGGACCAUAUAUAUUUAGUACAAUUAAAAGAGUCCACGUAGAACUUAAAAUGUGAUGCUUUUAGUGCUAAGAAAUGAUGCAGUAUAACAUACCCCAUCCUGCUUUUUUGAAAGUGAGAGGGGAGACUAAUAGAUAAAUCAAUUAGUGACACCCAAUCACACAUUUUAUUUUCCAGUUUGUUUUUCUCUUGGAAAUAGGGAUUCAUCUGAACAGUGUACAAUACCAUUUGUGGUUAUUGCAAUUCAGGCCUAUGCAGAAAUCAACCAAAGUCAAGCAGCUAUUGACUUUGCAAGGAAGGUGUUUGGAAAUAUUGAAAGGUUUCCUUCGGAGGUGCUGAAGUUAUGGUGAGAGCAUGUGUGGUUAUAUCACUCCUUGAAUAAUCCUUGAGUUCUUCUCCUUAGCGAAGCAUCCUUUUCCCUUCACCUCCCCCUCCUCCACGUUUUAGUAAAACCCAAAAGUAGAAACAGCUUGUAAGCCACAUAAUGUUUUACCCAAAAUAUUCUGCUGAGAAAUGUAAGUCACUGCUUUUUGAAGAUACAUUUCCUUGAAUUACCUGUUUACAAAAAUACUGAGGAUGAAAAACGAUAUAAAAUCUGUAAAACUAAUUGUAAUAAUUGUGAGUUUCUUUUGAUGUUCAACAGCAUUUGUCUUCUCAUGAAAGCAUCAAAACAUGCAGAGGCCAUUGAAGUUGCUGAGAAAUGGCUCUGUUUUGAAGACAACUUCAGCCAACAAAAUUAUUUGGAAGUAACAGAAUUUUACAUAAAGCAUGUUUUGCUUCCUCAAAAAUUGAAUGAAAAAGUUCAGCAGUUUUUGGAGACAAACAGAGCUCUUACUCCUGAACAAAGACAGGUAUAAAAACUGAAGCAAAAUAAAUUUAAUGUACCUUGUUAUUGCCCUAAAUAUAUACAGUAAUAAACACAAGGAAAUAACAACUGUCCUGUAACACAAAAAAUGUUAAAUUACCAAACAUUUGUUUCAAAUGAAAAGACCUUUCAGUUUAUAUAAUACAAAAAUAUCUGUACAGUUGUACAGCUCAAUUCAGGUAAUUUAAAAAAAGAAUAAUGUAAAUAGAACAUAACAGGAUUAAAAACACCCAACUGGCAGGAGGCAACCAGUUGGCUAGUUACAGACAUGAACUUGUGACAAUCAAACAAUUCCAGCUGUGCAAAGUGGAACUCUGUUGGAAUGAAAAUAUUUAUGCAUGUCUCACAUCAGCACUGUCGGUACUCUAAUAACCAUGGUGGCUGGGCUUGUCACACAUUUUAAACUUUUUUAUAAGCCUUUUCUUGGACAUCACCAGCUGUGUUCUUUUAAUUUAAAGCAUUGGAAUGAUUCAGUUCCUCUAUGUCUUUGAUGAAUUCCAAGAAAUUUUUUUUAGGUCAUGCUUGAUAGUUUAACAAUGGCUAGUGAGAGAAAGGUAAAUAUGACAAUAUAAUUGUAAAAUAUUAUAACACUAUUUAAGUUAAACAUUUUUUACCAUGAAAUACUAGUGAGCAGUUAGUUGUGAUUUUACUGUCCUCUCUCACUACCUGUUUGGUAUUCUGGUCAUAGAUCUUUUUGUUAGAAAUAGUAAAGAAGCAAGUAUGGAUGCUAUACAUGUAAUUCACUAAUUUUUUUAUAACCAUGCAAAUACCACAGAUAGAGCACUCUUACGUUACUUAUUGCCAUAAUUAUAAUGAACUAUCAAUUUUUUAUUCUCAUGAUUAAUAACACCUGUGUCACCUGUGCCUGUCGAAUGCAUGGUUAAUCCUGUGCAUGUGUAAAUUAUUGUUUAUUAGGUAGAAAGCUGUUCUAAUCUUGAAGCUGGAAGAGAUGUGGGUGAAGAAAAAACACACGUUAAAACAAUGCGGAAACAAGGUAACUACCAACAAAUUUGCAACACUUGACAGAUUAUGGCUUCAAAUCUGAAAGUAAUGUUGAUAUUAUUAGUAUAGGUAAUAGCAUGAAUACUGGUAAAAGACUGAGAUGAAAUUAAUAAAGUACAUAUUCCUUCCCUGUAUUAAGUGAACAGCAGUCAAAGUCCCCAAUUUACUGUAAAUAAAACCCUUUUCAGCAGAAACAUCUAUUAGGCGGAUGUGGACACCUAAAAUGUGGAUGAAAUGGUCCUUUCUUCUCUUACAAACCUUUUUUUUGCAUUUUCCUUUGGCCAGUUUAAUGGAAUUAUUAUAUGUUGUCCCUGUACAAGUUUAGUGUCAUUAGAUCUAACACAUGAUGUUGUAUUUCUUUAGUUGUUCACAGUGUAGUGGUUAUAAGGAUGUUGUCAGUUUUAAACAAGCUUCAGAGACUGUGCAGGAAUAUCUCCUUUAGUCUCAAGAAAACCAGCACAAUUCUCAGAAUACUGAUUUUUGUGUUCUUCAUAUAUGCCCUGCUUACAGCUACUGGAUAUCAGGGUGAGUAGAGUAUUACAUUUCUAGCUUAAAACUUGGCUUUGAGAAAGCUGGAAAGAUGCUGGAGCAGACCUCUAGUGGCGAGUGAAGUCCCUUAUUAAUCAGCCAAGGAAAUAUCUUGUCAGAGUAAGACUGGAAGGAGUGAUCCAUGUUUCAAUAAAUAUUACUAAUAAUAUAAUAAUAUGCCCUACACCUCCCAGCACCAUCCCAAGGGAACUGUUUAAGCAUUCUACAUAGUUACAUGUAUGUUUUGAAUGAAUAACUUGCUCUGUGUGCCACAAAUGCAGACUGGCUAGAAAUGGAGGUAAACAUUUAUGUUGAAUGAUCACUUUUUCAUGUUACUGAUAUUUUUGUGAUGGUUAAUCAUCAGGUGUUACCUCUGGCUCAGGGAUAUUUAUUUUCUGGAAAGCAGUGAAACAGGCCUGGAGAGCCAUGUUUAGUCCCUAUCAUCUGACGUAAAAGGAUUCAGCCUCUACUAUGCAGCAGAAAGAAGGUGAAUAACCAUGGUCAAAAAUGAGACUCAUUUUGAGUGUAUUGGUGCAAGAAAUUAUGCACAAAAGACUGAUAAUGCAGUUUGGCUGGAAAAUCACUGGUGGAUCCUGCAAAACAUCUCUAAAAAUUACUCUGGCAAUGUGGUAAUUAAUUUGUAUGGGAAACACAGAGGUUCUUUGAAACUUAGAAAUUAUAAGUUUCUGUUAACAGGAAUCACAGGUAGCCAAUUCUCUUGCAAAGUGAUGGUAAAGGAAUGUGAAAGUUGUUAACUGGCUAGAAAAUGGCAUUACAUGUACAUUGUGCAGUUCAAGACAGUCAUCAAGAAGUAAUUCAUGAACAAUGUUACUCGUCCUGUGAAAUUUUCCUUUAAGGCUACUCAGCUUCAAUAAUUUGGUAAAUGAUCACACUUUUUCUAAACAUUUCAGGUAAUUUUUUAUUUUAGUUUACACGAAUACAACUAAUACAAAC